This is a messenger RNA of Misgurnus anguillicaudatus (oriental weatherfish), 4299 nucleotides long. RefSeq names its product vinculin b (gene vclb). Gene Ontology annotation, cellular component: actin cytoskeleton. The record is from RefSeq and is a predicted model, not a curated record. Gene Ontology annotation, biological process: cell adhesion. Lineage: Eukaryota; Metazoa; Chordata; Actinopteri; Cypriniformes; Cobitidae. Gene Ontology annotation, molecular function: actin filament binding; structural molecule activity.
GGUUACCACACCAGUCGCUCCCACUGUAGUUGCUGAAGGGGAGUCGGUGAGAGUUUCGGUGUGAACCGGAUAGCGCGUUUGGAAACGGGGGACUUUGGAUACGGAGAGGUUGCUUUUCUCUUUAGAGCGACUCAUCUGAAGGUAUCAUCAUGCCGGUGUUUCACACAAAGACGAUAGAAAGUAUUUUGGAGCCCGUGGCUCAGCAGAUCUCUCAUCUGGUGAUCAUGCACGAAGAAGGCGAAGUUGACGGUAAAGCCAUCCCGGAUCUCACCGCGCCCGUGGCCGCCGUGCAAGCGGCUGUCAGCAACCUGGUCCGGGUGGGUAAAGAGACGGUACAGACAACAGAAGAUGCCAUCAUGAGAAGAGAUAUGCCACCCGCCUUUAUAAAGGUAGAGACCGCAUGCACUAAACUGGUGCAGGCCGCUCAGAUGCUAAAGUCUGAUCCGUAUUCAGUCCCAGCUAGAGAUUAUCUGAUCGAUGGGUCACGUGGGAUCCUGUCCGGCACAUCUGAUCUCCUCCUGACCUUCGAUGAGGCUGAGGUUCGUAAAAUCAUCCGUGUGUGUAAAGGGAUUCUGGAAUAUCUGACUGUGGCCGAGGUGGUGGAAUCCAUGGAAGAUCUGAUCACAUACACCAAGAACCUGGGACCAGGCAUGACAAAGAUGGCCAAGAUGAUCGAUGAACGUCAGCAGGAAUUGACUCAUCAGGAGCACAGAGUCAUGUUGGUCAACUCUAUGAACACUGUAAAGGAGCUGCUGCCUGUACUGAUCUCAGGCAUCAAGAUCUUCGUGACGACCAGGACGUCUCAAGGUAAAGGUGUAGAGGAAGCCUUGAAGAACCGAAACUUCACCGUAGAUAAGAUGAGCACAGAGAUCAAUGAGAUCAUCCGUGUGCUGCAGCUCACGUCCUGGGACGAGGACGCAUGGGCCAGUAAGGACACUGAAGCUAUGAAAAGAGCGCUGGCUCAGAUCGACUCAAAAAUGGGUCAGGCUAAGAACUGGUUAAGAGAUCCUCACGGCCAACCAGGUGAUGCAGGUGAACAGGCCAUCCGUCAGAUUCUGGAUGAGGCUGGUAAAGUGGGCGAGCUCUGUGCUGGGAAAGAGAGGCGAGAUAUUGUGGGCACAGCCAAAACUCUCGGACAGCUGACGGAGCAGGUCUCAGAGCUUCGAGGCAGGGGUCAGGGUGCGACUCCAGUGGCCAUGCAGAAGGCCCAGCAGGUUUCUCAGGGUUUGGAUGUUCUAACUGGGAAGGUGGAAAACGCUGCCCGUAAAAUGGAGGCCAUGAUAAGCUCCAAACAAGCCAUAGCCAAGAGGAUCGACGCUGCUCAGAACUGGCUGGCAGAUCCUCACGGAGGUCCUGAGGGUGAGGAGAACAUCAGAGCUCUUCUGGGGGAGGCGAGGAAGAUCGCAGAUCUGUGUGAAGAUCCCAAAGAAAGAGAUGACAUCCUGCGUAACAUGGGCGAGAUAGCCGCCCUAACCGCCAAACUUUCAGAGCUAAAGAAGGCGGGUAAGGGGGAUACCCCUGAGGCUCGAGCCUUGGCAAAGCAGAUCGCCACAGCUCUCCAGAAUCUUCAGUCUAAAACCGGUAAAGCCGUGGCCAACACCCGACCGGCCAAAGCAGCCGUACACCUGGAAGGAAAAAUCGAGCAGGCUCAGAGAUGGAUCGACAACCCCAGCAUGGACGACAGCGGAGUCGGUCAGGCUGCUAUUCGCGGUCUGGUUGCCGAGGGGCGUCGCCUGGCCAAUGCGUUGCCCGCAUCCCACAGACAUGAGCUGCAGGGUAAAUGUGAGGAGGUGGAGCACCUGAUGGCUCAGUUAGCCGAACUAGCGGCCCGUGGGGAAGGAGACAGUCCACAAGCCCGCGCAAUCGCUCAACAACUAGAGAACACUCUGAAAGACCUAAAGGGUAAGAUGCAGGAGGCCAUGACACAAGAAGUGUCCGACAUCUUCAGUGACACGACCACACCAGUCAAACUACUGGCCGUGGCAGCGACCGCCCCACCAGACGCGCCCAAUAGAGAACAGGUGUUUGAGGAACGGGCAGCAAACUUUGAGAAUCACGCGGGUCGACUGGGCGCGACAGCAGAGAAGGCGGCCGCAGUCGGCACUGCUAACAAGGGCACGGUGGAGGGCAUUCAGGCGGCGGUCAAAUCCACCAGAGAGCUGACACCACAGGUGAUCUCUGCAGCUCGUAUCCUACUGAAGAAUCCUGGAAACCAGGCAGCGUACGAACACUUUGAGACCAUGAAGAACCAGUGGAUCGACAAUGUUGAGAAAAUGACAGGUCUGGUGGAUGAAGCGAUUGACACCAGGUCUUUGUUGGAUGCGUCAGAGGAUGCCAUUAAGAAAGACCUGGACAAGUGUCAGGUUGCUAUGGCUAAUCACCAGCCUCAGAUGCUGGUCGCCGGAGCAACCAGCAUCGCCCGGCGAGCCAAUCGGAUCAUGUUGGUGGCGAAACGAGAGGUGGAGAACUCGGAGGACCCGAAAUUCAGAGAAACUGUUAAAGCAGCUUCUGAUGAGCUCAGCAGGACCAUUUCACCCAUGGUCAUGAACGCCAAAGCCGUGGCCGCCAAUAUACAGGACCAAGGCCUUCAGAGAGGCUUCCUCGAGUCUGGUUUUAAGAUUUUGGGUGCCGUGGCUAACGUGAGGGAGGCGUUCCAGCCGCAGGAACCAGACUUCCCCCCUCCACCUCCAGACAUGGAGAACCUGCAUAUCCAGGACACUGCUGCCCCUCCAAAACCGCCCCUGCCGGAGGGUGAAGUUCCUCCACCGAGACCUCCGCCACCUGAUGAGAAGGAUGAUGAGUUCCCGGAGCAACAGGCCGGAGAGAUGGUCAGCGAGCCCAUGAUGGUGGCUGCCAGACAGCUACACGACGAGGCCCGCAAGUGGUCCAGCAAGGGUAAUGACAUCAUCAGUGCCGCCAAGCGUAUGGCUCUGCUGAUGGCUGAGAUGUCUCGACUGGUCCAGGGCAGCACCGGCAACAAGAGGGCACUCAUUCAGUGCGCCAAAGACAUCGCCAAAGCCUCUGAUGAAGUCACGCGGCUCGCCAAAGAGGUCGCCAAGCAGUGCACGGACAAACGCAUAAGAACCAACCUGCUGCAGGUUUGUGAGAGAAUCCCAACUAUUAGCACUCAGCUGAAGAUUCUGUCCACGGUCAAGGCCACCAUGUUGGGACGCACAAAUAUCAGUGAGGAGGAAUCAGAACAGGCUACAGAGAUGUUGGUUCAUAACGCUCAGAACCUGAUGCAGUCGGUAAAGGAGACAGUGAGAGAGGCAGAAGCCGCUUCCAUCAAGAUCCGCACAGACGCCGGUUUUACUCUGCACUGGGUCCGCAAAACACCGUGGUACCAGUGAGCACCAAAAUCCCAGUGUGCAUUGGGCCAAGCAACUCAGUCCAGGUCCUAAAUGUCAUUGCAGACAUGUCAAUCACGUUGUUUGGGGGUGACCAAACUAUUCCAUUUCAAAAUUGUUCUUGAAUGUUAAUGGAUGUAAAAUAAGGGAUGAUAUAAUUCAGCAUUCAGUUUCCUUCCAAUAGCUUUUUUAUUUGUGAGAAACGGUUUAUUUUGUGUUGAUGGAUCAGAGUUAGAAAAAUUUACAGCAAUUAUGUCCUGUUGUAUCGCAGAGGUUAUUUUGUUAGGAUUUUUUACAGGAAUAAUCUGUGGCUGCAUUUGAAGCCUUACACACAGUUUUAUAUCUCAUUUUUGUAUCUUUACUUGCACCCGUCUUCUUUACACUGUUUGAAUGUAUUUCACACAUACACAAAGAUUACUCGUUAUAUUUUGCCUUUCUGCACAAAAACACAAGCACAUUUUAAGACUAUAAUACCGCGAUUAAUAAUAUGCUUUUAAUGCAACAGGUUAGUCAUACAACUUCAUCCAUAGGUACACAGUUGUACUAUUGUUCGUCUGUAACUGUAUGCUUAAUAGAAGAACAUUGGUGGAUUGUUUCAUUCCUUCAGGGAUUGCAGUUUACAGAAGUCUAAACUGAUAGGAGGUAAAUCAAAUUAUGGUGCUUAAUGUGAAAUAUACCAAACCCGUUUUUUUUUCCGUUAACCAAACAUACAGAACAUAUACAUGCACUGCCGUCCCUGUUUUACCACUAAGAUGUCACUGUGCUAGAUACACUACUAAAAUCUUUUGCGGGAUGCACACUCAAGUAUAUUUAUAUGAGUGAAAAUAUGCUCUUUGCAUAUAUAUGAACCUUUUAUAAUGUUGAGAAGAUCAGUAGUUUUAAUGUAAAUAAUGAUGACAGCCUGUAAGACCUAAUGUGCCUUGUCUAAUAAAGGAUCUAAUUAUCAUCUAAA